AACGCCAAUGCGAAGCUAAUUGAACUCCUGACGAUACGAAAUUGCGCGGAAGUGAUCAACUUGGCACUGUCCAGCGUUUGUAUGAGCAACCUCAUAUUUUCAUAAGUCUUUGUCUGCAACAGGAGAAAUGGAACGCUGGAACGGAAGAGUUGCCCUCGUUACAGGCGCCUCGGUCGGGAUAGGAGCGGCUGUUGCACGCGCGCUCGUUCAGCAUGGGAUGAAAGUGGUCGGAUGUGCCAGGAGUGUCGAUAAAGUGGAGAGGCUAGCUGCAGAGUGCCAGAGUGCGGGCUACCGUGGCACCCUGAUCCCUUAUAAGUGUGACCUGGCUAACGAGGAGGAGAUCCUGUCCAUGUUCUCCGCCAUCCGCAUGCUGCACCACGGGGUGGACGUGUGCAUCAACAACGCCGGCCUGGCGCACUGCGAACCGCUGCUCUGUGGCAGGACAGAGGCCUGGAGGAACAUGAUCGACGUGAAUGUGCUGGCUCUGUCCAUCUGCACACGGGAGGCAUUCAAGUCCAUGCAGGAGAGACAAAUCGACGAUGGACAUAUCAUCAACAUUAACAGCAUGGGUGGUCAUAAGAUGUUCCCCAGUGCAGACGAACAUUUCUACUGUGCCACCAAGUACGCAGUGACGGCGCUGACUGAGGGCUUACGGCAGGAGCUGCGGGAGGCCAAGACACACAUCCGCGCCACGUGUAUUUCCCCAGGCAUCGUGGAGACAGAGUUUGCUUUCCGCCACCACAACACAGACCCAGAGAAGGCUGCCGCAGCAUAUGAAAGUAUAAAGUGUUUGAAAGCUAAGGACAUAGCCAGUGCUGUCAUGUACGUACUCAGCGCUCCUCCACACGUUCAGAUAGCAGAUAUUCAGAUGUGGCCUCUGGAACAGGUGCUAUAGCAACAGGAUUGAAGGGAAAUAGCCCGACUGGUGGAGCGCAUGAUGAAGACGGCAGUCUCGGCCGCUGGUCCACAGUCCCACAGCGCCAUCUGCUGGACAACACCUAGUUUACAGCCUGAGGAGCACAGAAUGUCCAUCUGGCGGAAACAAAAACAAAACUUCAAGACUGUUUUCGUUUCUCAAAGGGGAUAUACCAUGAUGUGUGUGUCCCUGUCUGGAAGGUGUAGUAAUAUCCCUCCGGGUGUGGGGGAAUAAUUAAGGCUGUUGUCUACACGUUCAAGGUGUGUAGUUGUAAAUAGCCUUUCAUGAAAACAACUGUAACAAAAAAAGAGAGAUGCCAUCAAGUCAGGCAGCCGUAUACUGAGAUGCUGCUUGCGAGGGAUCUCUCUGUGGUCAUACAUUAUCACACAACACCUUUUUUGUUAAAAGGAAAGGACGAAGGCCAACAGUGACUUUCAUUCCGCUGUUCUUCGGUAGUAUUUCCUUUAUAGACAUAAUAGUGUCUGUGUAGUGGGAUGGAAGAUACUUGUUCAUUUGCCUUACACUCCAUGUCACCCCAAUGUACCUCCCUGUUGUAACUCAGGGAAAGGGUAUAAGCACCGUUCCACCACAUUUCACAUCCAUUCAUAUAGAAAAUAACACUAACACUCUACGAUCUGGCAGUUCUGAUACUGACUCAGUAUUAAAUGGAAGAAGGAUGUGCUGUUGCUCAGUCUUCAUUCCUGAUGUGAAAUGAAUCCUGAGCUAUGUGGUUGUCAUACACCUGAAGGCCCUCAUAAAAUGUGAAAUUCCAAUUCUGUUAA
Engraulis encrasicolus (European anchovy) is the source of this 1698-nucleotide messenger RNA. RefSeq names its product dehydrogenase/reductase 11a (gene dhrs11a). The transcript has 7 exons. The record is from RefSeq and is a predicted model, not a curated record. Bases 128 to 895 code for a protein of 255 amino acids. Lineage: Eukaryota; Metazoa; Chordata; Actinopteri; Clupeiformes; Engraulidae.